AUGGAGUCUAUAAACUUUCUUGGAGGUGGCUGGGUGAUGCUGGCCACUGGGCCUGUCAUUCCCAGGGACUCCUGGAAGGGGACCUGCUGCAGGCUAAGUUCAGCUGCAGCCUGUGCCAUGCCUAGGGCCAUCUGGCAUGAGCCACAAAGCAAUCCAGAGAUGGCCACCACCAGCGCUGUUCAUGGAGACGGCGCCGCUGAGGAAGCCGGGCUCCAGAUUGGAGAUGUAGUGCUGGCCGUCAAUGGCACCGAGGUCACCAGUGCCGAGCAUGCCGAAGCUGUGCACCUCGCAAGGAAAGGCCCAGACAUCUUGACGCUGGUGGUGGGAUCUGACAUCAGCCGUUGUCCCAACACCCCGUGGCCCACCUGCCGUGGCUACCUGCAUAAGAGGACUCACUCCGGGUUCGUGAAGGGUUGGAGGAAGAGGUGGUUUGUACUAAAGCAUGACGGCUGGCUCCACUAUUACAGACAUAAGAAGGAUGAAGGAAAAUGCCCGCCUCUAGAGGUAAUAAAAUUAGAUGGUGCAGAAGUUGGCAUUGAUAGCACUUUGGGAAAACCAUUUGUGUUUAACUGUGUGCCUCCGUCUGGAAAUAGAACUUUUUGCCUCUGUGCAACCUCAACCCAAGAAAUGAAAAGGUGGCUUGAAGCAAUGGACAAAGCAGCCCAUCCUGUCCACCAGAACCACGUCUGGGAACAUGUCACUCUGCACAACAGUAGCCUCCCGCCCCUGGCUAUCAAGAACCCAGAGUGCCUGGGCCUUCUGCACCAACUGGACGGAAGCGCCGACGUGUGGGUCCAGCGCUAUUGCAUUCUGAAGGAUGGCUGCCUGUACUUCUACACCAGCAUUCGCUCCACCCAGGCCUCAGGUGGCCUAUAUCUGCAAGGAUAUAGGGUGAAUGAGCAGACCCUUAGCUUCAAGCAGUCAGUAAUUGAACUCAAACCUCCAUCUGAAGAGUUCAAGACUUUCUAUUUCUGUGCAGAAAAUAAAACAGAAAACCAACGCUGGAUUACAGCUCUGAAAAUGUCUAUCAAAAAAUGGCUUCCUUUGCAUCAGGCUAUUCAAGACUUCAUGAAUCGACCUCUAGAGGAGACCAGAAUGUAAAAGAUACCCUAAUCUUAAGAGAAAGGAUCCACAAAAUCAUCACCAGCUACUUGUAGGAAGAGACAAAAGCAUUUAUCAUUAUAUACCCAUAGCUUUUCAAAUGAAUAUUUCUCUAAUAUAUUGAAACUUUGUGAUAAGAUUAUAAUUUUGUUUUUGAACCAAAACACCAAAAUCAAACGUGACAUUCAGAUAAUAUAACUUAUAUCAACAUCAUUAC
This is a messenger RNA of Rhinolophus ferrumequinum (greater horseshoe bat), 1318 nucleotides long. RefSeq lists its product as uncharacterized. The coding region runs from base 1 to 1101 and encodes 366 amino acids. The record is from RefSeq and is a predicted model, not a curated record. The transcript has 8 exons. Gene Ontology annotation, molecular function: protein binding. Lineage: Eukaryota; Metazoa; Chordata; Mammalia; Chiroptera; Rhinolophidae.